Clonostachys byssicola is the source of this 1047-nucleotide messenger RNA. The record is from the annotation of a GenBank genome assembly. NCBI's taxonomy places the organism in Eukaryota, Fungi, Ascomycota, Sordariomycetes, Hypocreales, Bionectriaceae.
AUGACGAUGAAGAUCAAUAUGGACAACUUUACAUUGAGGCGUGUUGGGUAUACUGCAAAAUUCAGAAUGAAGACCACAGUGCUAGGAGAAAACGAAGCAAGACAAUUGGAGCGAUUACUUUCAUACGUGGACGUUGGAGGGGGAAUCAAAACCACCCCAUUCCACGAAGCAGCAGAAUUGGGGUUGGAAGUGAAAGAUGCUGUCGAAGCAUGGGAUAUUAACGGAAUUGAAUCAGGGUCUAGCGAGGGAGAACGGGCCGCUAUGCUCAAGAUGCUAGACGAGACGGGGAAUACACCACUGCACUGGGCCGUUAGGAAGGGACAUACCCAGGUUGUGAUGGACUUGCUCGAAGCAGGUGCAAAAACUUACAGUACUGAUAAAGAUGGACGGACGCCUAUUAUGGUGGCAGCAGCAAACAAUGCCAUAGAAUGCAUGGCACUGCUACUUGCAGAAGGCACCAGCACGAUAAACAGUCGACAAAAAAGCAAAUCUAGAUACGUAUCCGACAUCAAUAAGCGGGAUCCAAGGGGCCUCACCGCGUUGCAUUUAGCUGCCGAAAACGGCAACUUUAGUUUGGUACAAUUACUACUGGAUAAAGGAGCAUCCCCCUUGAGCCGCGACAAGGAAGGUUGGACGGCGUUGCAUUUUGCUGCGUGCUGUGAACGGAAUGGAGCAGAUGCAGAUCAAAUCGCCGCCACUCUAGAUCUCCUCAUCAAUGAGCCCAACACAAACAUCGACUCACGGACUCAAGAUGGGGAAACUCCAUUUAUGGCUGCAGUCAGAUUGAACCAACUUAUUGCGGUACGAUUUCUCGCCAAUGCGGGGGCAUCCUACACCACUAUAACAAAUGAUUCAAUGAACUUACUACACUAUUCAGCAUUGUACGCCAAUUUUGAGGUCUUAGCGUUCUUAAACAGCAUCGGUAUAUCUGGCACUGCUCCGAAGGGAUGUGGUUCCGACAGCCAACGGCGGAAGAAUCUAUUGCAUUCGUUCAACUAUACAAAAUGGCUCGAAAUCAAAUUAUCCGGCAAGAUAUUUCACUGUUAA